Messenger RNA from Gastrolobium bilobum, 1420 nucleotides. RefSeq lists its product as uncharacterized. NCBI's taxonomy places the organism in Eukaryota, Viridiplantae, Streptophyta, Magnoliopsida, Fabales, Fabaceae. The record is from RefSeq and is a predicted model, not a curated record. Bases 127 to 1089 code for a protein of 320 amino acids. Gene Ontology annotation, biological process: maturation of SSU-rRNA from tricistronic rRNA transcript (SSU-rRNA, 5.8S rRNA, LSU-rRNA). Gene Ontology annotation, cellular component: small-subunit processome; nucleolus. The transcript has 9 exons.
AAAAAAUUUAGUUGUUUAACUUUAACCCCUCAUAGAGUGGAGAGAGAUAAGUGGCAAGCCAGAACUCUUACCUCGUUCUAUACACAAGCUCAAAGGUUUGGAGGUUGUUGAAAAUUGUUACAAAUCAUGGAGAAGACUGCGAACCAUUUAAACAACGAUGAUAGCAAAGAAAAAGAAGCACCUCAGCUUACUGCGUUGUUGAAAGAAAUGAAGGAAGGACUUGAUGCCGUUCGGCAUAAAAUUCAAUCUUUAACUGCCAAGGUGAAAGAAGGUCAAUAUCCUACAGCAGAUGGUUUUAGCUAUCUUGAAGCUAAAAAUUGGCUGCUUUUGAAUUAUUGCCAAUCCCUUGUUUAUUAUUUGUUGCGGAAGGCUAAGGGGCUUUCAGUAGAAGAACAUCCUGUUGUUCGAAGUAUUGUAGAGAUAAGAUUAUAUUUAGAAAAGAUUCGGCCAAUUGACAAAAAGCAACAAUACCAAAUCCAGAAACUAACUAAAGUUAGUGAAAAUGCUACCAGAAAUGAUAUUCCAAGCGAGAAGAAGCUAGUUGCAUCUGAUAAGAGUGAGGAUGUGUCAAAGUAUCGUCCAAAUCCUGACAUGCUUGUUAGCAAAUUAGAUUUAACCUCUCAGGAUGGUCAGGAUUCGUAUCGUGCUGUAAAAUUUGCCCCUACUUCUAUGGAUCUUGAUAAAGUUUCAAAGCACGAAAGAAAGGCGUUGCGAAGAGAAAAAGAGAUUCUGAAACAAGCUAAGCAGAGUGAUUAUAUCAGGACAUUGAUGAAUGAUAUGGAGGAAAGACCUGAAGAGAUAAGAGAUUUUGAGGGAACUAGCAGGGAAGUCGAUAGACAUAUUGCCAAGAUGGAGGAGCGCGCUCGGCAAGAGGAGGAGCUGUUCAAUCGUGUUCCUCUUACAAAAGAGGAGAGGAAGAGAGAAAAAUACUUGAAGAAAUCAAGAUUUGGGUCGCAAGGUCUAACCGAAAGUUUCUUUGAUGAAGUCAAAACAUUACCCUUUGAAGAUAAAGCAGGGGACCAAGUAAUGGGUUCUAAUAACGGUAGCAGCAGAAAUGGGAGACUGAAGAAGCGAAAGAGGAGACACUGAAGAAAAUUUGCAUUUCAGCUUACAGCACUGAACUUCUAUCUGAAAACGGACCACUUCGUGCUGUUGGAGGAAGUAAUGUUAGAUUCAAUGCAAGGGAAUGUAAAAGCUAGAGUUAGUAUUGAGGCAUUCCUCCCCGUUUAUUUGACUUUCCUGGUUCCCGUUGAUUUCUAGGUGCGAGGUGUGGAACUGUUUCUAAACUAGUGGGAUUUUUUAUUUUAAUAUUUUAUUGUCUUUUUUGUUAUUAACGUAAUCAUCAUCCUAAUCGGCUCGGGUGCUUGGGUUAUCGAGAACAUGGAUUGGAGAUUAUAAAAGAAAUGAAAUGAGUGUUUUU